This is a messenger RNA of Toxoplasma gondii ME49, 4308 nucleotides long. RefSeq names its product autophagy-related 12 variant 1, putative. Gene Ontology annotation, cellular component: cytoplasm; phagophore assembly site membrane; Atg12-Atg5-Atg16 complex. The transcript has 5 exons. The coding region runs from base 817 to 2862 and encodes 681 amino acids. Gene Ontology annotation, biological process: C-terminal protein lipidation; autophagy of mitochondrion; nucleophagy. Lineage: Eukaryota; Apicomplexa; Conoidasida; Eucoccidiorida; Sarcocystidae. The record is from RefSeq and is a predicted model, not a curated record.
GUUUCUUAAUCGCCAACUCAAACUUCUGUUCGCUCGCGUAGCUCCUCAGUCCCUGCCCGGAUAGAUUCACUGUCGCGGGGUGCCUCGGUUGUCUGCGGAGACGGCCGUUUCGGGAAAUCCAGCUUUUUCCUUGAGCUGUCAAAAACUCUGGGGAUUUUUGGUGGCCAGGUCCACGCAAACUUCAGUUGUUUUCUGGUUGGUCUUGCAUGCCCUCGGUACGUGGCGAAAAGGGAUGCUGAGUCACUCUUUGGGCGCAGCAGGGACCGCUGCUGUAGAUGAGUCUGAAGUCAAGAGUUCGUGUCGAAUGGCGCUGCACAACGUGUAAAUGCUUGCAGCGAUCCAGCAGCUCUUCUUCGACAUCCGAAGGUGUUUCGCCGUGGUCGUUCCAUCACAUCAAACCCGUUUGUGCAAGAAGACGAAACCCGCAAAGUACGCCAGUCAUUUCGCGUCUGUCACUGACCUACGGGGAUAAAAGGCAGCUUCCCCUCGGCUGCAGCUCACUGCGUUUUCUCUGAUUGAAAUCUGGAACCCUCGUCGGAAUUUUUCGACUCUCCAAGUCGAGAACCAAGCGUGCUCGCUUCGCUCUCGUCUCAUCACUUUGCCGUCCGGUUAACUAACUGUACGAGACCUGUUCGAAACCCCCUGUGUUGAGUUUUUUUUUGCUCGUGGCUAUUCCGGUUGAUUUUCUUCAUCGCCUUUCUUCGACUCCGAUGGUCGUGUCCUCCCACGGCUUCCGUCCAUCCCCUGCGGUCUCCUUGGUAGACGCAUGUUUCUCCCGCAUCACUUUUCUUUCCUUUUUCUCGCUCUUUUUCCAGCAUGUCUCCAGAGACUUCUCCCUCUGGACCCGCAGGACUCUGUGCCAGCCAGCUGGCGUCGGAGCCGCAUUCUGGGGUCUGGGGAGUUUCUCAGCCUUCUGAUGCACAUGCGAACGAAAGUUCCGCAGGAAGGAGAAACUCGUUCUCGUCUGCGUCGAACGUCGUCGACCCGAGUUCCGGUCGUUCUGUCUCAGCGAGUCACCAGGGCGAUCUGGGUGAACUUGAAGCGCUCAGCAGCACGAGCAGCAGCGGCGAGGCGUCCUCUCUUCUCGACAGCGACAGUGGGUCUGCGAGCUUGCUCGACUCUGGAGACUCGGAUUCAGAUCCUGCAGACGACGGCUUUUUCAAACUGAAGGCGACGCUCGGAAGAGACAGCCAAGGGGCGUCUGUGCACAGCUCCGAGCCCGAUGAAGAUGCAGCAAAAGGCAGGUCGAGUGCCUCUUCAGAGCUCGCGUUUCCUUACAGAGAUAGUUCAGGUGAACGCAGCAAGGCAGUUCCGACGCGUCGCAGCGAGAGCAGGGAACAGGAAGCGUCGAACACUCCGGAGGAUCCUGCUGUCUGUGGAGAAGAAACAACUUCUGAAAAAGCCGAAAAGACCGGACAGCGAGAAGAUCCACGCGAACAGCGGAAGUUCUGGACUUCAGUCUCGGAUGCGGAUUUCCAGAAGUCUGGAAGCGAAACAGGGAGGCGGUUGGAGGUCGGUCGUCGGGCGCCGUCCUCUGCGUGUCAAGAGUCGAAGGAGUUCUUGGAGGCGCAUGCAGCUGCGGACUUGUACUUGUCGCCUUCUGCAGCGAGGAGUGGAAGCAGCGUGAGACCGCAACGACGUGACGGCAUGCCCGCGUCUUCAACAGGCAUUCGCGAAAGCCAGAGGGGAACUGUUUUUCCGGAAAAUCAUGUUCUCCCGAUGCAGGCAUCUCAGACGGACGCCUCUGCGUCGAGAAACGUCGCCUCUCGACCUGAAAUGUGUGGGCCGACGGUCACCGCGUUAUCCUCAAAGAAUGUCAAAACGCGAGCGGAGGGAGAUGAGGAAAACGAGUCCGAAGGGCGACUGCAAACGCCGAGGAGGGGUCACGAGCUGAGAGGAGGCGAUAAUACAGCUGCUGACAGCCUUGAGGAAGACGAGUUCGAGUCUCCUCGAGAGGACCUCGAUACUCGCUCUGAAGACCCGAGUGUCGCCGGGACGCAGAGCGAGUCGUCUUUGGUAAAUCGCCGAAACAACAGUCACCGAACAGCGUUCUUGUGCUCGCCGAACAGUCAGCCUGACGCGGCCGAUCUGGACGCGCGAGAGGCGCCUGGAACACCAUGCUCCCAGGAGAACAGGAAAUCUCUCAGCUCUCUGACAGGAGAAGGGUGGUCGCAGGAGAGUGAAAUUUCACGUGAAACAAACAAGGCCGGCGUCUGUGUCUCCGCUUCUCUGGCGAAAUCUGAAGAAGAAGUGACAAGAGGAAAUCCCCACACUGCAGACGCGUUUCUGUUUCCUGCGCCCUCAGCAGCCAGGGAGGUGCGCAGAGACGCCAGACGUGGGAGACAGAACGACAGCAGCGGAGGUGAAGACGGCAGCGGAGGUGAAGACAGCGCCGGAAGACGUCUGAAUCAAGUUGGACAGUCUCUGGAAACAGAAUUGCAACAGCAAGCUCAGCACGAGAUGAAAACGAAACAGUCUUUCUCCGAUCUCGAGACGCCGUCUCUGUCGGAAAACGACACGCACGGCGAAGAGGAAUGGGAGCUUCGAUGGGUCCCGUCGAUCACUCCUGACUGGGAUGUAGAAAGCCACUUUUUCCAGCUACGCGAUUUCAAAGUUCACAUUUCCCUGUCGAACGUCGGUGGCGCGGCUCGCCUCCGCGUGAGUCGAUUCAAGGUGGACGGCUACCAGCGGUUCGACACGGUGAUCAGUUUUCUCAAAAAGGCGCUAAAACGCGACCAUCUUUACGUUUACGUCAACAACUUUAUCCAGCCCCAGCCGGACGAGUUCGUCGCCGACCUUUUUAAGGCAUUUGGAGUAGGUGGAAGCCUCAUGGUUUCGUACUGCUACACUCCCGCUUAUUGACAGUGGCAGUGUGUUCGAGAAACAAGGUGGACCUCGUCAAACGCUGGACCGUUAAGGUGUGGCGUUCUGCUCAGAAUCGGUUUGCUUGCACUAAACAACAGACUUCAUGAUUUGACAGAGGUUCCGUUUGGAGAAAACAACAGAACACGCUCCAAGUCUCUGACUCUGAAAAUUGGGGAAGGCGCAAACAAAAUAGUAGGGCAUCAGUCAGUUAAGGAACAGGGUCGCCGGCUUGGGAAAGCUGUAUAUUUUGAUUUUGAUUCGCAUUGACACAAAAUGUAGUGGAAUUCCGAUCAGGUGCUUUGCCACCACACUCAGGGACAUACACCUGUGGCGACUAUCACCCUGUUUUUCAGGAGUGCGAGUCUGUUGGAUACAGCAAGCGCCCAGAAAAUGUGUUUCAAAGAAAGAGAGGUGCAUCGCUAUGACUAGUUCAGCAGAGCUAUACCGAGGAAUACCGGUUCACAAUAAUCAGGCGCAUAUAUAAGCAAUGUUCUUUUUGGUACACAUUGUAAAUUGGGAUUGAUAAUGAAUGAGAUAUGUCAGUACUUCGUAUGCUGAUCGAGUCUGGAAAGUUGGACGAUUGGCAGGGUAGGGUCACUGCUGGCGAACGCUCAGCCAUGCCCCGUGGACGUAAUAGCGGAGUCGCGUAUUCCCUUCGGCGACACUCGAGUAUGGUUAAACAUGCGAAAUCAAGUUUGCUUUCGCCUGGCACUCUGCAGGGCUGCCCGUUUCGGGGUGGGGUGACACCGUCUUCUCAUUAAGCGCGUCUCCGUGUACACAAUCCCAGGAUGUCUUUGCUGGGAACUGGGUUAAUGGCUGGACGGCGUCUUCGUUCUUUUGUGGUGUUAAAACGUAGCGCCAGAGAAAAAGAGUGUAGCGAAGAGGAAGACAGGCCUAGAAGACGAGUUGGGAAAAGGCAGCAGGUAGGCACCACGAAGGCGGGAGGUUAAUCGAAGUGCAGCCGAUGCACGACAUAGAAAACCUGCUUCAAGUAGAGGGAACUGGUAUCAUUCCGGCGAACCCCCAAAACUUAGCUCGCCGGUUGUGCUUCUUUUUUUUGACACUCCUGAAGUCCCUCUGCUGCUGUCCGGUCUUUUGCCACGAGGUGCCGGCGACGGUCGCUGCUGUCUGGGUUACAGACCAAUACAGAUUAUGAGAAGUGACACGGUAGUUCAUCGCUGUAAAUAAUGUCCGUGGUUCAGAGUUGGACUCUCACGCUUUCUGACACUCUUGAACAGCGAUCGCUGCCCCAGAGGUGGGCACGUUCCAUGCGUCAGUUAAGGGCAGUAACCCCGGACGUAUCGACAACAAAAAAAUUCGCUGAAUUCUAGUAGCAAUUGUUCCUAACCAUAUGGGGCGUAUACGAACUGAGAGACAAGCAGCAGAGCGAUUAUCAGCGGACCAGCUUAGGAUUCGAUUUGGUGGUAAUGAACAUCUGCGGUG